Molecule: messenger RNA, 4490 nt
Organism: Rhipicephalus sanguineus (brown dog tick)
Lineage: Eukaryota; Metazoa; Arthropoda; Arachnida; Ixodida; Ixodidae
Gene: Ald1
Product: fructose-bisphosphate aldolase
Exons: 7
Coding region: 246-1340 (364 amino acids)
Biological process (GO): fructose 1,6-bisphosphate metabolic process; glycolytic process
Cellular component (GO): cytosol
Molecular function (GO): fructose-bisphosphate aldolase activity
Source: RefSeq, a predicted model, not a curated record
CAUCUGUGGAAACGAGGAAGAAAGCGAGACAGCGAACGCGACAGGCGCGUGGUGGCGCGUGAUUGGUGCCCCGCCCCCCUAUCACUUCGCCUCGCCUGCAGUACUUGUGCAGCUCGGCACAGGUCACCUUGGGCAUCUGGCGAUCGGCAGCACUUACAGCCAGGCCGACCCUCCGACAGCUCGUUGAGUCUCCUUUCAACCCGUGAAGUGCUUUCGCGAGCUUCGUUGUCGGCUAAAAGCGCAAGAUGGCUGGCCAAUUCUCCUACCCUCCAGCUGAGGUCAUGAGGGAGCUCAAGGCCACUGCCGAGGCCAUCGUGACGCCUGGCAAAGGCAUCUUGGCUGCUGAUGAGAGUACAGGCACCAUGGGCAAGCGCCUGCAGGCAAUUGGUGUCGAGAACACCGAAGAGCACCGGCGCCUGUACAGGCAGCUGCUGUUCACCUGCCCUGAGCAGAUGAACAGUGCCAUCAGUGGCGUUAUCCUGUUCCAUGAAACAGUCUACCAGCAGGCCGACAAUGGAACUCCAUUUAUCAAGAUCCUUGAGAACCGUGGCAUCAUCCCGGGAAUCAAGGUGGACAAAGGUGUCGUGCCCCUGAUGGGCUGUGACGACGAGGGCACUACUCAGGGUCUCGAUGACCUGACCAAGAGGUGCGUCCAGUACCGCAAGGAUGGCUGCCGUUUUGCCAAGUGGCGCUGUGUGCUCAAGAUCCGCGACCACUGUCCAUCACCCCUCGCCAUCCUGGAGAAUGCCAAUGUCCUGGCCCGCUAUGCUGUCUGCUGUCAGCAGGCGGGCCUCGUUCCCAUUGUGGAGCCCGAGGUGCUUCCCGAUGGAGACCACGACCUUGAACGGACGCAGAAGGUCACCGAGCAGGUGCUGGCCGCUGUGUACAAGGCCCUGAACGACCACCAUGUCUAUCUGGAGGGCACUCUGCUGAAGCCCAACAUGGUGACCCCUGGGCAGAGCUGCACCAGGAAGUACACGCCCACUGACGUGGCCCGUGCCACCGUCACCUGCCUUCAGAGGACCGUGCCGCCCGCCGUUCCCGGCGUCGUGUUCCUCUCUGGAGGACAGUCUGAGGAGGAGGCAUCCAUCCACUUGGAUGCCAUCAACAAGUACCCUGCCAAGAAACCGUGGCACCUGACCUUCAGCUUUGGCCGCGCCCUGCAAGCCAGUGCCCUGAAGGCCUGGAGUGGCAAGCCUGCCAAUGUCAAGCAGGCCCAGGAGGAGUUCAUGAAGCGUGCCAAGGCUAACCACUUGGCUUGCCAAGGGCUCUACUCCCCUGGUUCCAUUCAGAGCCUGGUCGCCGAUCAGUCCAACUUUGUCCCCACCCACACCUACUGAUUUUGCUUUUUUUUCUACGUGGCACAGCCUGGGAAUCUUUUUUUUUUUUGAGUUGUGGCGCUGUUUUACCUACCUUAAUUUCUUCGUUAAUGUUCCCCCAUUGUGUUUUGGGAAGCCUUGUAGUUUUCCUACCUUGUAGUUUUCUGUUAACUACUACUGUUCUUGGUUAUCUGCAACUUCACCACCUGCUGUACGACCUUUUUUCGUUACUCUUUCAAAUGCACGAGAGUCCCCUACACUUUCUGCGGCUGCACUGCUUUUCCCCUGAGCACCACUUUGCCGCUGCUGAAAAGAGUGAACAACUGUUUGUUAGAAUUGCAUGGCUUGAUGAUCAAGUUGAUGAGAUCGCUUUUUUGUGAUUAUAGUAGUUUGACGUGUUUUUGUACUUUGAUGCAUGGAACCACUUGUCAGUGCGUAGCAAAUUGCAUUCACUAUUUACGAAUUUGUACGCAUUUUACCCCAAUUUUUAUAGAAGUCUAGACAUUUUACUUGCAUUUGUGCAGCCGUAUUGUUGGAUGUAUGUGUAAUAGUGGCCCUGUUUCUAAACAUUCCUUCAGAGAGCAUUUUUUAUUUGCACACUUUUCAAAAUGUUUGCCUGCCUAGUUAGGUGUACCGUAGAAAGUUGCUUGUGGUUGCGAGAAUUUGCUCAUCAAAAACUGUUAGGCAUGCUUGUCUCACGAGUUCUUGCGAGUCCGAUAUCAUCUGCACGUGUUGCAUGCUUAUAUUAGGCGUUCCUUUUGAGUAGUGUGUGCUUCUGUAUUGCAAUGCCUUGUUCAUUGCUACAGAACGGACCAGCAUGCAUUCGCGCAGGUUCUACGAAGACGUGGUUGCAUCGUGCAAUUUUGUUUUGCUCAAGAGCUCUCAGAUUUUUUGGCAUCGUUCUUUUUUUCUGUUGAGAAUGUUAUAUUUUGAAUUUUUCUUGCCAUACCUCUAUUUACGAGGCCCUUUAUUUACAAAAGGAAAUUGUGUACAGAAACCGAUACUUUUAUAGACUUUACUCAUGCAUCAGGGGUGCAUAUUCUACGAGCCUUGUUGCGCCAAGCGAAUUGCCCGUAGUAUGUGACAAAUUGUUUUCCUUUUGCCAUCUGCCGUUACUAGUGAUACUCGCAGAAGUGUACUGUUUUGAGAAGUGUGCAGCCUUAUUCUGGUAAAGGUGGUGCCUGCCGGUCAUAACGAUUUUAUGAAAUCCACACCGAGUAAGUGAAGGGUAAAUGCGACUGUGUCUAAACUGUUGCGACAAUGUGUUCUGUUUUCGACACAGGCCAACAACGAAGCUGCUCUAGGAAAGUACAGCGGCGGCAUUUCUGGAGCGGCUGCCUCACAGAAUCUCUUUAUCAAAAACCACAUGUACUAAGGGGCGCCCGAAACUUCUUUUUCUCUCUCUCGGCUAACUGUAACAGCACUUCGUCGCCGCACCUUUCCGUGCUUCUCCCGGUGUUAGAUGCAUCUAAAUUGUACCCCUCCUCCUGUGUGGACUGGACAUUAGCUUUAAUGCUAGCGCCAUUAUUUGGUGUUUCCCAAAACAUUUGAUGUCCUGUGCACAAUAAAAGUCGAGUUGAGAGUUGACUCCUUGUAUCAAUUUUCUUUUCUUGCGCACACUCUGUAGGUACAAUUGCAUUUUAACGAAAAUGUGCACAGGUUUUGGUUUUCGGGAGUACGGUUCAUGCAGCAAAUUCACUUCUCUCCUUGCAAGACUAGGAGCUGAACAAUAUUUCCUUUCACUAUAGACGGAGAGUACCUAACGAGUCAUCUGCGUGCAGAUUUCAAUAGAAUUUUCUGUGCAUACGUGGUACCCUGAUUAUGAAUGAGACUCCUCAUAUAAUAAGACAAUUGCUCCCUGGUGCAUGUCUCUUAUAAAGGGGUUCAACUGUAAUAGAAGUCUGUUUGCACUCUUGUCAACAUUGGCUCGGGCAGUAAUGCUGGCAAAGUAGAACGGUGGCAAAAUGGAACACUGCUGGCAAAAUAGAACAGCACAGCAUAGGUUGCAGACCUCUCCGAUAUGGGCCAAUCGUACGCACUGCCAAAAUGGUGUUUGUGCAACUGAACGGCAGUGUUGCGACGUCGUGCGAUGCCUCUACUCGGGUCACAUGACCCAGAGCUGUUGAGGUGUAUUCUACUGAUGUCUCGAGGGUUAAAACACUGCAGUGGUGCUACCGAUCAGUUUAGAAGCUGGGCCAUUCCAGGGUACAUGCACAAAUUUCGGCAAAUUUACCGGGUGUCGCCUUGGUAACCACUGUAUGCACAUACAGUGCAGGGCAGGCUUUCCAGCUAAGCUUGAUCCAGGGUACCAUGUUGGACACAAGUGUUCUAACUCUCUUCAAACAAUAACCUAAAAAAUAUAUUUUGCUAUGUACAUGCAACACGUAGGUAGGAAAUGAUAAGUCUAGACUUUUUACUUGCAUUUGUGCAGCCAUAUUGUUGGAUGUGUGCGUAAUACUGGCCCCGUUUCUAAACGCACUUUGUUUUUGACAUUCCUUAACAGAGCAUUUGCACACUUUUCCAAAUAUUUGCCUGCCUAGGUGGACGUACCGUAGAAAGUUGCUUGUGGUUGCGAGAAUUUGCUCGUCAAAAACUGUUAGGCAUGUUUGUCUUGCGAGUUCUUGCAAGUCUGAUAUCUGCACGUGUUGCAUGCUAUAUCAGGCGUUCAUUUUGAGUAGUGUGUACUGCCGUUUUGCAAUGCCUUGUUUAUUGCUCGAGAAUGGACCAGCAUGCAUUCACGCAGGUUCUACGAAGACGUGGUUGCAUCGUGCAGUUUUGUUUUGCUCAAGAGCUCUCGGAUUUUACGGCGUUGUGAAGGGUAAAUGUGACGGUGUCUAAACUGUUGCGACGAUGUGUUCUGUUUUCGACACAGGCCACCAGCGACGCUGCUCUAGGAAAGUACGAGGGCGGUGUUACUGGAGCGGCUGCCGAAGAGAUCCUCUUUAUCAAAAACCACGAGUACUAAGGGGCUCCCGAAACUUCUUUUUCUCUCUCUCGGCUAACUGUAAUAGCACUUCGUCUCCGCACCUUUUGGUGCUUCUCCCGGUUUUAGACGCAUCUAAAUUGUACCCCCCUCCUGUGUGGUUUGGACAUUCCCUUAAUGCUAGUGCCAUUAUUUGGAGUUUCCCAAAACAUUUGAUGUCCUGUGCACAAUAAAGAGUUGAGAGUUGA